AUGCCUCCCAAACAAGUUGCUAAGGUCGAGUCCGAGGACCAGGAGAUGAGCAAUGGCAAUGGCAGUGGCACGAACAACACAGCACAAUCUCCUCCGGCAGCAGCACCCUCGCCCAUUACCGUUCCAAGCGGAACAGCGACACCCACCUCCACAACCCCCAACACUCCAGCUGACACCCCAGCCCCACGUCCAACACCAACCACCCGCCCCUCAACAUCUUCAACGACAAGAGGCCGAGGCACUACUUCCCGCCGUCGAGUCGCCGCGCCCAAGUUCGCCGGGAGAAGAAGUGCGGCUGCGCGUGCUGAAGCGGAGAAGGUGGAGGUGGAGAGGAAGAGGGUGGAGAAUGAGGGGAGGGUGAAAGCUGAGGCUGCGAGGGCGAGGAGGGAUGGAAGGGGGAGGGGUGGAUUUGUGGGCGGUGCUGGGGGUGCGGGUGGGGAGAGGUAUCGGGGACGGGGGAGGGGAGGGUAUAUGGGUGAUAGGGAGGGUGGAUAUGGUGGGAGGGGAGGGGGUGGCGGUGGAAGGGAAGGAGGCGGUGGAGGAGAAGCAUUUGGGGUUGGUGGAGGGACGGGAGGGAAGGGGAGUGUUAUAGGUGGUGGAGGGGAUGUGAUGAGCGGGCCUUUUGGGGGUGGAAGGGUUGUGCAGGAUGUUAGGCGGGCUACUGGGAUUUCGUCGAGUAGUACUGGUGGUGGUGGGGCAGCUUCAAACUCCAGUAUUUCUGGAGGUGGAAGCGGCAGUCGAGGAGUAACUAAUAAUUCUGGAGGUGGAGGCGGCAGCGGAGGUGGGGGAUCAGGAGACAGGAGUCAAGUCAAACAAGAGCCUGGCACACAUGGCGGCGGCGACUUCACAAUGAUGAGUCGAGGCGGCCCCGUCAAGACUGAAGAUGGUGGAUAUGUCUCCAGCGACGAAGAUGAGGAUCCGAAAAUGAACGUAGAUCAGCUAGGUGUUGUCGACCUCACUCUGGGCGAAGACGAUAAUAAUGGCUUCCAACCUGUGCGAAUCAAACGCGAGGAGCACAAAAUCCGCACGCUUGGUCUGAAUGCAGACGGGGCAACGGCCGAAGCAAUCGUUAGUAACGAUGCACCUACCACAGCCUCUAUCACAGCAACGUCAUCAACAGCCAAGACUGCUAAGCUCAAGGGCAAAGACGUAGAGAUCACAGGUGCCAGCGACCCCUUCCACGGCACAUACUCGAGUAGUGACGAGCAGGACCCUCCUAUCAAGAUCGAAACGACGGACGAUGGGCCCCAGCACGUUAUUGCUCCUCCUACACAAGACGCUCUCCCGUCGCCCGAAAGCAGACGGAAAGGAAAGGAGAGACAUAAGGUCCGAGCACUUUCGGGUAGUCAUGCGCCGGAACGGCCUGUAUAUCAGACUAAAGACGAGUUGGAGGAGUGGGAGAGAGGGCAGGAGGAAUUGAGAGUCUUGUAUGAAGAGUUGGGGAUCCAAGCUACUCGUGCUCCUCCUGCUUCAGCUGCGGAUGGUGAUGGUGAUGGUAUGGCGCUAGAUGGUACGGCUGAUGUUCAAACCGAGACGCAGGAUAAGAAGGCAGAUAAAGUCUAUCUUUUCCAAUUCCCGCCUGUGUUGCCGGAUUUGACGGCUAUCAGUGUCAAGCCGGAUCCGGAUGCACCGCCUGCCAAUGCCUCGGAAGAUCGCGUAGCAGAAGAAAAUGGUGGCGAGGCGAUGGAUAUCGACACCGCUCCACCCGCCACAACCACAAACACAUAUACAAACACAGAUGCAGAAGCAACCUCCUCCACCAGAUCAGGCGCAGCAGAAGCAGCUCCUAAGAAACCAGACGGACCAGGUACCCGCCCCCCUCUCCUCCCAACAGGCGCCGUAGGCAAACUCCGGAUCCAUCGUUCGGGCAAGACGACGCUGGAUUGGGGCGGCACGAAGUUGACGUUGGGGAUGGGGACGACGGCGGGGUUUUUGCAGGAUGUUAUGGUUUGUAGUCUGCCAGAUCGAAAGGUUGAUUUGGGUGGUGGAGGAGAUGAGGGGGUGAGUGUAGACAGGGAGGGCGAAAGUGAGAAGGAGAGAGGUUGGGCGGUCGGAAUGGGACAGGUGAAGGGGAAGUUUGUUGUUGUGCCGGAUUGGAGGGAUGUGCUUGGUUGA
Recurvomyces mirabilis is the source of this 2115-nucleotide messenger RNA. RefSeq lists its product as uncharacterized. The record is from RefSeq and is a predicted model, not a curated record. The transcript has a single exon. Gene Ontology annotation, biological process: tRNA transcription by RNA polymerase III. Gene Ontology annotation, cellular component: RNA polymerase III complex. NCBI's taxonomy places the organism in Eukaryota, Fungi, Ascomycota, Dothideomycetes, Mycosphaerellales, Teratosphaeriaceae. Bases 1 to 2115 code for a protein of 704 amino acids. Gene Ontology annotation, molecular function: DNA binding.